AUGCCAAGGGAAAUAAUAACAUUACAGUGUGGUCAGUGCGGAAACCAAAUAGGGGUCGAGUUUUGGAAGCAACUAUGUAAUGAGCACAAUAUUGACCAGGAAGGAAUUUUAAAAAAUAAUAAUUUUUUAAAUGAAGAUAGAAAAGAUAUAUUUUUUUAUCAAGCAGAUGAUGAACAUUUUAUUCCGAGAGCAUUACUAUUCGAUUUGGAACCUCGUGUUAUUAAUAGCAUUCAGACAAGUGAAUUCCGUAAUUUAUAUAAUCCAGAAAAUAUGUUUAUAUCAAAAGAAGGAGGUGGUGCUGGGAAUAAUUGGGGUUGUGGUUAUAGUCAAGGACAUAAAGUAGAAGAAGAAAUUAUAGAUAUGAUUGAUAGAGAAGUUGAUAACAGUGAUAAUUUAGAAGGAUUUAUUUUAUCUCAUUCAAUUGCAGGAGGUACUGGUAGUGGUAUGGGUAGUUAUUUAUUAGAAUUACUUAAUGAUAAUUAUUCAAAAAAGAUGAUUCAAACAUUUUCUGUUUUUCCAUUACUGACUAAUGAGAGUAGUGAUGUGGUAGUUCAACCAUAUAAUAGUAUAUUAACUUUAAAAAGAUUAAUUUUAAGUACAGAUAGUGUAGUAGUUAUUGAUAACACUUCAUUGAAUAGAAUCUUUGUAGAUAAAUUAAAAUUAAAUAAUCCUACAUUUCAACAAACAAAUACUAUUAUAUCUAAUGUUAUGUCAGCAUCUACAACUACUUUGAGAUACCCAGGUAGUAUGAACAAUGAUAUGAUUAGUUUAAUAUCAUCAUUAAUAAUAAAUCCGAAAUGCCAUUUCCUAGUAACGUCUUACACUCCAAUCACUAUUGAAAAACAUGUGUCUAAUGUACAGAAAACUACAGUAUUAGAUGUUAUGAAAAGAUUAUUACAUACUAAAAAUAUUAUGGUAUCUGUACCAGUUAGAAGGGGUAUGUAUAUUUCCAUUUUAAAUAUCAUUAGAGGAGAAACAGAUCCAACACAAGUACAUAAAGGAUUACAAAGAAUUCGAGAUAGAAAAUUAGUCAAUUUUAUUAAAUGGAAUCCUGCAUCUAUACAAGUAACUUUAGCAAAACAGUCACCUCAUGUUGUUUCAACACAUAAAGUUUGUGGUCUUAUGAUGGCUAACCACACAUCCAUAUCAACUUUAUUUGAACGAUGUGUUACUCAGUUCGAUAGACUUUUUAAAAGAAGAGCCUUUUUAGAAAAUUAUAAAAAAGAACCAAUGUUUUCAAGUGCUGAUGGGCAAGGAAAUUUUGAAGAAAUGGAAUCCUCCAAAGAAAUUACGCAAAAUCUUAUUGAUGAGUACAAGAGUGCUGAACGAGAUGAUUACUUCAAUCACACCUACUUAUGA
Messenger RNA from Plasmodium malariae, 1359 nucleotides. RefSeq names its product tubulin gamma chain, putative (gene g-tub). Bases 1 to 1359 code for a protein of 452 amino acids. NCBI's taxonomy places the organism in Eukaryota, Apicomplexa, Aconoidasida, Haemosporida, Plasmodiidae. Gene Ontology annotation, molecular function: GTP binding; structural constituent of cytoskeleton. Gene Ontology annotation, biological process: cytoplasmic microtubule organization; mitotic sister chromatid segregation; microtubule nucleation. The transcript has a single exon. The record is from RefSeq and is a predicted model, not a curated record. Gene Ontology annotation, cellular component: cytoplasm; spindle; gamma-tubulin complex.